GCGGUACGGUCCGGUGGGCACCAUCAGACGCAGCACGCUGGGGAUGGAGGAGCUGGAUCAGGUGCUGAACGUGACCAAGGAGUUCGCCGUGGUGGGCGGCCUGAGCCAAGGCCAGGUGUACGGCUUCACAGUGGUGUCGGUGAACGACCACGGUACCUCCCUGCCGACCUCGGUCAUCACAGUUAAUGUCACCGCGCAAGAUGACGUCAUGCAGAAGGCGAUGACGUCACACCCGCACAGUCUGAGCGUAACCGACCUAUCAGCGACCGAGCUAACCAUCAGCUGGGCGCCGCCACUCAUCUCCCAUCCGACCGAUCGUAUCCGCUACAAGAUUUCGUACCGCGGUCCGAACGCCACGGACUUCACCAACGUGACAACGGCCGCUCUCUCUCACCGACUGCAGGAGCUUCAGCCCAACUCCCAGUACAUCGUGUUUAUCACGGCGCUGAGUGGAACGGGAGAAAGCCGGCCCUCCGAGACACUCCAGCUGUGGACCAGACCGGCUUACCCUGCGUAUGUGGAGCUGCCGACCAUCCACCCGACGGACAUGGUGAAGGAGGGCGGCAGCAUGACCGUCCUCUGCAUCGCCAUGGCCUCGCCGGAGCCGACGGUGGCGCUGUACAUUAACGGACGACAUGUGCAUGAGGAGCGCACCCGCCACCUGGUGACGUCGAUUCGAAACGUGAGCCGUGACAUGACCCAGGUUACGUGCUACGCCGACAACGGGUAUGGCACGCCCAUGCAGUCAACCCGGCAUAUCGUCAUCAGCCGCCGUCCGAUCGUGACCUCGCGGCCCGAGUUCACGGCACCGGAGGGCAGCUCGGUGACCCUCCGCUGUAGAGUGGACGCCAGCCCCGAGCCCCAGAUGGUGUUUUGGCGCCAACCCGCCGCCAAACGAGAGGUGGUCAUCGACGGAGGCAACUUCGAGGUCAUCACACAGCGCGGCCGCAAGGAAGGAGAGUACACCAUGGAGCUGAAGAUCAGGGAGGUGGCGGAGGAGAACUUUGGUCAGUUCUUCUGUCACGCGGAGAACGUGUUCGGCUCCAUGACCAACACGUUGACGCUCAAGAGACAGCAGGAGGCGCCGCGGCUGUACGACCUGGGCGUGACCGAGUGCUGCCGACGGCUCAACGUCAGCAGGCCGUGUCAGCGCGCAUGCGCGUUUGACGUCGACCUGGACGCCGUGCUGGCCGUCCCAGAGUGCGCAGCGGAGCUGGGCAAGCUCAUGACCUGCGCUGCUGAUGGCUCUGACCAUCGCCGCUGCUGCGCGGACAAAAUCGUGCCCAGCCGCUGCCUGCACUGGUGCCGCGGUAAGCCCGUGGACGGCACCGAGGAGUGCACACUUAGCUACGCGAAGGACAUCGUUGACUGCUUCGAGGAGGGACGCGCGGUGCUGCCCAGUCGGCCGCUCAACGUGCGUGUGGAGGCGGUCAGCAGCAACGAAGUGCGGGUGCUGUGGGACCCGCCGGCUCGGAACGCGGACAAGGUGGAGGUGUACAGGGUGUACUGGCGGGCGCCGGGCGACAACAUCUCCUCGCGCAACGACACGCGCACCACCUCCCUCCGUCUCUCGCGGCUGAGGGCUGGCGUCGAGUACGAGUGCGCGGUGAAGUCGGGCAACCAUUACGGCGUCAGCCAGCUCACUGAGCCCGUGCUCUUCAUGCCCGGGCGCAUGUUCGUCUCGUCAAAGAGCACUGAUAACUACUACAUCAGCACGGGCGCGGUGCUGGCCGUGGUGCUGGUGCUGGUGCUGGUCAUGGUGCUGAUGCUGGCCGGCGUUUGGCUGUACCGCCGCAAGAGACGGAAGGCGUCCGCAAGCGACCGCGUCAGCUUUGAGAACCCCAGCUAUCUGAGAGAGAUGAACCUCGAAAACCUGCAGCACACGUCCGAGUCGUCAUUUACCGGCGGCCCCAAUGGCACCAACGGUACUGUCACCAACGGCGACGCCAGCAAUGGUUCGGCUGGUCGCCGACAGGAACCGCUCCAGUCGAGCGGCAGCCAAUCAGCGUCGCCGACACGGUUCGGCGCACUGCGCAACGGCCUCGGAUUGGUCGCGAAGGCGGCCGGUUUCAAACAGUUCGAGAACGAGCAGUGAUUGGUGGACCCAGACGGGCUGGGCGGAACUUUGACGCGGCGGUUCGAACCGGUUCGAUCCAGCUGGCGGCGGCCGCUUACGACCGGAGUGAUCGGGGCACAGACUUGUCCGGCUGUAGUGAGUCGACGCCGGCUCGGUGGAAGAAUAGAGUGACGCACUGACGCCACGUGAUUAGCCCGUGAUCACGUGACUGCCACGUGAUCAGCUCGUGCCGUAUACUCAGACGCCGGGGGAAGCCAGCCCUGCCACCAGGCGUUGUCUUCAUUGUUCCCAUCCGUGCGUCCAUAGCUGGCGUGAACUUUUGUCGACCAAUCGGCUCGCGGCCAUGGCGGCUCUUCGCGUUGAUUGGUCCGUCCUGGUGACGUCGGUCCCUGUUCUCAAACUGUUUGCCUGGCGGUGUGGUGAACGUUUGUACACGAAUCUCCCCGCGACUGUCACAACUAACUCGUUCGUAUCCGCCGUUGUGUUUUUUUUUCUGUUUUGCGUUGGCUCGAGUCUGCGGUAUGCUGUUUUCCGUGCGGUGGACCUGUGUUCCAAAAAGACUGUUGGUUCUCUGAUAUGGAUUCGUUCCAUUGCCUUUAGUUCAUUCUUCUCACCUGCAGUUCACGUUAAAUGAAAUGAAUUGGCGCGGUAUACCUAAGUGUCACCCGUCGGCUCGCCCCGCUUCUGGCAUUUUACAGACACCGCGUUGACUUGUUCCCUAUUGUACUGGAGUCUGCGAGGUUGCUACGCUGUGUCUGCGUUCGGACCAGCACCGCCAGGCCGGGAUCAGUACCGCCAGCUGACGGUACGGGCAUUAGAGUGACGCGUGCGGCGAUCCGACGCCUCGUCGAGACUCGUGCAGUUGUGGUGUGAACACUCGGGGUGGGAGGUUUUGCAUGGGAGGUUGGCAGCGUCCGAGUGUGCUGAGCGCGUGUUGAGAUGGCUUUAGGCCUUCAAGAUUGUAAGCGGUGUGCGUUUUGCGUGUGUCUGAGGUGGGCGCGAGUUGGAUGCCUUACUCGUCAGACCUGUCGGGGUGUCGGAUGUCAUUUUUGGGCGUGCCAUCUUGUCAGGUGUCGUUGGAGAGGCCAUCAUGUGUCAAGCGCAUCAUGUUUGUCAGAGGACAUUUGUCGAAAUUGUCAGGUUCGACGGCCGCGUUAUGUUUGUCCAGUGGAUUGUCUCGCAGCACAGUCAAUGCAUGAUCCAUUGAUUGUGGACGCCGCGGAUGCUGAGACAAACGUUCGUCUGGCAGACUCUAAAGAGCGUGUUGUUACGCGUCAAAACUAAUUUCGCCAUUCGCUUCGCCCCAUGGUGAGAUUGGUGUCCAAGAAUACCUUCGCUGGGCGCAAGACUGUGCGUCUGAUUUGCGUGGAGUGCAUCUCAGCGAGUGUUUUGUUACACGUCGAGUGACUACAGCGUGCAUUACAU
Pollicipes pollicipes is the source of this 3502-nucleotide messenger RNA. Its product is annotated as Ig-like and fibronectin type-III domain-containing protein 1. Gene Ontology annotation, molecular function: protein binding. The coding region runs from base 44 to 2095 and encodes 683 amino acids. Lineage: Eukaryota; Metazoa; Arthropoda; Thecostraca; Pollicipedomorpha; Pollicipedidae. The transcript is spliced from 15 exons. The record is from RefSeq and is a predicted model, not a curated record.